AUGGCCAACAACCUCACAAACCACAGAACAAAUGGCCAACAACUUCAAACAACAAAAACUGGCCAACAGCCUCAGAAACCACAAAAAAUGGCCAACAACCUGAACCACACAAAACCAACAACCUCAGAAACCACAAAAACCAACAACCUCAGAAACCACAAAAAUGGCCAACAACCUCAGAAACCACAAAAAAGCCAACAACCUCAGAAACCAAAAAAAAUGGCCAAUCAGAAACCACAAAAAAUGAAAAGAAUGUCUCAGAAACCACAAAACCAAUCAGAACACAAAAAUGGCCAACAACCUCAGAAACCAAAAAUGGCCAACAACCUCAGAAACCACAAAAAAUGGCCAACAACUCAGAAACCACAAAAAAUGACCAACAACCUCAGAAAACACAAAAAUGGCCAACAACCUCAGAAACCACACAAAAAAUGGCCAACAACCUCAGAAACCACACAAAAAUGGCCACAACCUCAGAAGGCCAACACCUCAGAAACCACAAAAAGGCCAACAACCUCAGAAACCACAAAAAUGCCAGAAACCACAAAAAAUGGCCAACACCAAAAACCACAAAAUGGCCAACAACCAGAAACCACAAAAAAUGGCCAACAACCUCAGAAACCACAAAAAAUGGCCAACAACCUCAGAAACCACAAAAAUGGCCAACAACCUCAGAACCACAAAAAUGGCCAACUCAAACCACAAAAAAUGCGAGACCCCACUCACCUCCCUUCCCACCGCGAGACUCUCCCGCCGCCGCUCCUUGAAUCCGGAUGCAAUGUGGCCAAUCCCACACCUAUCGCGGGGGCUUCAAGGCAAUUAAGCCUCUGUGGCCGGAGCUUUAAGAGGGGAUAUCCCUCGGACACGCCCAGCCACAGGGAGGUUAAGCUUAAAGGCCUUUUGAGAGCUUCGGCGUCCAUUUUGGUGGCGGUGGUGGUGGUCUUUUUCUUGGGUCUGGGGGCGGGUGUUUGGAAAAAUGCAUGGGUAGAUAAGCAGAUACAUAAUAAAACCACGAGAGCAUUUAUUGUGGCCAAAGAGACCUGUGUUGUCUUGAAACUAUCCCAUUGCUUGCACUCAAUACAGCUUGUACCUGUUACCCUUUUGUUGAAGCUCUAUUGGGGGACGUGA
This is a messenger RNA of Penaeus vannamei (Pacific white shrimp), 1128 nucleotides long. The record is from RefSeq and is a predicted model, not a curated record. NCBI's taxonomy places the organism in Eukaryota, Metazoa, Arthropoda, Malacostraca, Decapoda, Penaeidae.